CCGCCGAAAACAUUGACAGCUGGACUUGCAGCAGUGGAUACCACACAACCUCUCAGCAGCGGCCUUUGGCACCAAAGUCGAACAGUGAAUAUACCCAGUGUUACUCUGGUUAAUCUCAAUCCGGGCGGCAAGGCCUCACAAUACGCUCCAGACCCCUCUUGGAAUAGAGUGGAGCACAGAGUUUUCCCCAAGGAAACUCACAAUGACUAUAGCCCUUCCUCCGGAACUCGUGGAUCAAAUCGUCCUUGCGACCUUCGCUUCCUACGCUGCACUCUCCUUCCGCCCUCAACCCACAAAAUUUACCAUCCUAGCCUCCUUCGUCCUCGUCCAUCAUACGGGCCCACCGGAGACCACACGGAUACAAGUCAUGUCGCUGGGGACAGGGUCUAAAUGUCUGCCCCGGGAUAAGCUGCCGGCUUCUGGGGACGCGCUGCAUGACUCUCAUGCUGAGGUCUUGGCCAGAAGGAGCGCUAUACGCUGGCUUGCGCAAGAGAUUAUGCGGGAUUGUGAUGCGGAUGAACAGCCUGAGGCCUCUGAUACUUCUCAGGAUACGCCGACGAGUCGUUCUCGGUCGCCGUGGAUUUGUAGAGAGUCGUGUGGCAAAGGCAAGUACCGCCUCAGAGACGGUGUCAAGCUCGUCCUCUACGUCUCAACUGUUCCAUGCGGAGAUGCCUCUACCCGCCUCUUAGCCUCACUCCAAGAUCCAACCAUGGCCUCUCUCAAGGACGCAAACUCCUGGCCUACGCUCCCCUCAGAAGCCCCCUCUAGAGGUCGCGACGACUACUCCCGACUGGGCGUCCUUCGUACGAAACCUGGACGUGCCGAUGCACCUCCUGUGUUAUCCAUGACUUGCAGCGAUAAAAUCGCGAGAUGGAACGUGUUGGGGAUGCAGGGAGCGUUGAUGAGCAGGCUCUUUGAGCCUGUGUACGUUGAUGGGAUCGUCAUCGGGGAGGUUGCGGAGGAGAUGAGAACCGCUGUUCGCGAGGACUGCAGGAGGGCGUUCUAUGGCCGGUUGGGUGACUUGAACGGCCUACCUACAAAAUAUCGGAUCUCUCGUCCUGAGAUUUGCUUCACUGACCGACCUUUCAUACACUCUCGACCAAGUAUCCCGGGCGCCUCAACCUCUUCGAACGACGCUCUUUGCCAUGUCCACGGCGACCCACAAUCGCCCGAAGUUCUUAUCAAUGGUCUCCGAAGAGGUGUAGCACCAAAACAUAGAUCCAACCCAAAAUACUGGCCCCUCACGUCCAAGACAUCGCUCCUGAAUCUACAUCUUCUGACACUGAAAACCCUAAAUGUUCCAAGACCUUCUCCUUCCGACACCUACCAUACCAUCAAACGUGACGCCGACGGUGCAUACCAGUUGGCUCGCAAAGCCCUCCUUGGUCCUGGUGCGCCGUUUGCGGGGUGGCUCGUCAGUGGUGCAAGGUUCGAGAGUUUUGAUGCAGGAGGACAGAUAGUCGGAGUCGUUGGUUCUACAGACUGA
This is a messenger RNA of Stereum hirsutum FP-91666 SS1, 1486 nucleotides long. RefSeq names its product adenosine deaminase/editase. Gene Ontology annotation, molecular function: double-stranded RNA binding; double-stranded RNA adenosine deaminase activity; tRNA-specific adenosine deaminase activity. Gene Ontology annotation, biological process: adenosine to inosine editing; RNA processing. Gene Ontology annotation, cellular component: nucleolus; cytoplasm. The record is from RefSeq and is a predicted model, not a curated record. Lineage: Eukaryota; Fungi; Basidiomycota; Agaricomycetes; Russulales; Stereaceae. The transcript has 7 exons. The coding region runs from base 203 to 1486 and encodes 427 amino acids.